AUGGCAGAACCCAGUCGCCCCACGCGGCCAUCUCUUGGCCAGAUGCGCAGCAGCUCAUUCCUGCAGGACCAUCAACAAUAUAAGCCGAUGGCACCGAUCAACCAAAUCAACCAAAACAUCGGAGAGGUUCUAGCAAACCAAGUGGACGACCUAGCCCUGAACGCCAACCCAAUCAAGCCCGACCCAGAGCGCGUCACCGAUAGCGGUGUCGUCCACAAUAUCUUCAACCACCACGAAAACCCCCUCCCAAGCGGCACAGCCCAGAUCGUCGCGACCAUCUACUACAAAUCCGCCAACCCGGUCCACCCCCACUACCACCCCGAUGCGUCGCCCAAUCCCUCCGCUAGCAUCCCUGCUCCCACCGUGCCCAAGGUUUCAGCUCCCACGGAAGACAUGGACAAGUUCCCCCGCGAGCCCCCCGCGCCAGAGCCCGAGCCUCUCGAUCACCUGUACGGGCCGUACGUCUCGCAGAUGUGCUUGACGAACUUCCUUCAGAUCCUGGAGGCCUUGCCUACGCCCUACCAGCGCAUGAACACUUCGCACCGCUGUCUGGAUCGCGAAGAGAACCCCCGUGUUGUGGAGGUUACAUUCUCUCCCCCGCCAAACCCGGACUAUCUCUCAUUCCCAGAUCUGCGGAAGCACGAGAGCAUCUGGCGCUUCGAGCGCGAGUGGAAUGUCGAGGUUGUCUUGCAGCAGGAAAGUGUCUUCCGCCGACACAAGCGUCUUGCUGUGUUCGAUAUGGAUAGCACCCUAAUUGACAACGAGUGCAUUGAUGAGAUCGCCAAGUUCAUUGGUGUCGAGAAGCAGGUCUCUGACAUCACCGAGCGCGCCAUGAACGGUGAGCUGGACUUCUCCGCAUCCUUGCGGGAACGUGUCGGCCUUCUCAACGGCGUCCCCGCAGACGUCUUCGAGAAGCUCAAGUCUGUCUUGAAGAUUGCCAAGGGUGCUCGUGAGCUUUGCCGCGCAUUGAAGACCCUCGGUUACACACUUGCCGUCGUCAGCGGUGGAUUCCAGCCUCUGGCCGAAUGGCUAGCCGCCCAGCUGGGCAUCGACAUUGCUGUUGCCAACCACCUUGAAAUCGACGAGACCACUCAAACCCUUACCGGCAAGCUGGUCCCCUCAUACCCCAUCAUUGAUGCCGCUCAGAAGCGCACACUGCUCAAGCAGUUCGCGGCCGAGCGCAAUAUCCCCAUUGCGCAAACCAUGGCCGUUGGCGAUGGCGCCAAUGAUCUGCUAAUGCUGCACGCCGCAGGUCUCGGCGUUGCUUGGCGGGCCAAGUCCAAGGUCCAGCUGGAGGCACCGACUCGCAUCAACGGCCAGAGUCUGGUCGAUAUCCUCUACCUGCUCGGCAUGGAUGACGAUAAUAUCGCGGAGCUGACCUCCCAAUGA
Penicillium brevicompactum is the source of this 1389-nucleotide messenger RNA. Its product is annotated as phosphoserine phosphatase SerB. Lineage: Eukaryota; Fungi; Ascomycota; Eurotiomycetes; Eurotiales; Aspergillaceae. The transcript has 3 exons. Bases 1 to 1389 code for a protein of 462 amino acids. Gene Ontology annotation, molecular function: L-phosphoserine phosphatase activity; magnesium ion binding. Gene Ontology annotation, biological process: dephosphorylation; L-serine biosynthetic process. Gene Ontology annotation, cellular component: cytoplasm. The record is from RefSeq and is a predicted model, not a curated record.